Molecule: messenger RNA, 2926 nt
Organism: Stomoxys calcitrans (stable fly)
Lineage: Eukaryota; Metazoa; Arthropoda; Insecta; Diptera; Muscidae
Gene: Hen1
Product: small RNA 2'-O-methyltransferase
Exons: 4
Coding region: 108-1310 (400 amino acids)
Biological process (GO): piRNA processing; RNA methylation; siRNA processing
Cellular component (GO): cytoplasm; nucleus
Molecular function (GO): O-methyltransferase activity; RNA methyltransferase activity
Source: RefSeq, a predicted model, not a curated record
AACCCCCUUCUAUUCAACUAUUUUGUUUACAUAUUCAAUCUCGCCUUUUAAAUUACUAAUGUAAUUUUAUAAUUUACUCACUCUAGAUUGUAGUGUACUUUAUAACCAUGUUUUCCUACCGUUUACCAAAUGGUGGUCUACAUACAAAAACCUAUAUUACUACCGAUGGACAAAUAAAAUUCGAUCCACCUGCUUAUGAGCAGAGAUAUACAACAGCUGUGCGCAUCAUAGAGGAUGAGUGCUGGAAACAGAGUCUGAAAAAGGUCGUUGACUUUGGUUGUGCUGAGGUGCGUUUAUUGCAACUAAUUAGGCGCAUACCAUUUGUGGAGCAUAUUUUGGAGGUUGAUAUAGAUGAACAACUUUUGAAAACCUAUCAGCAAAGGGCAGUUCCCCUUAUAUCAGAUCAUUUACAAAAACGAGAAAAUCCAUUGCGUGUGGAAAUUUUGGCCGGCAGUGUUAUCGAUGCCGUGGAGCAGUUAUAUGAUGUCGAUGUUGUUAUAGCAUUGGAGUUAAUAGAACAUUUACACACCGAGGUGCUGGAGAAGGUACCUGAGAAUAUAUUUGGCUUUAUACAACCCAAACUGGCUAUAUUUUCCACACCAAAUUGUGAAUUUAAUGUGCUAUUCGAUGGGUUACUUGAAAACGGCUUUAGACAUCACGACCACAAAUUCGAAUGGACUAGGGACGAGUUCAAAAGUUGGUGCAAUAACAUAUGUGAAAAAUAUCCCAAUUAUUCCGUUUCAUUUAUGGGUGUCGGCAAACCACCUUCGGAUAAACGCAGGCUGGGCUAUUCAACGCAGAUGGCUAUAUUCGCUAGAAACGACAUGAUUAACAGACCAUUGCGAAAUGAAAUAAUAAAACAUCCACCAGUGAAUGCUGACGCAAGUUAUAAGACAAUAUAUGCCGUAGAUUUCCCAUACAAAAAAGAUGAACGCUCAAAGGAACAAAAAAUUCUACACGAAGCCAACUACUAUAUAAGCCAUUCGAGAUAUGUUCCACGCUUUUACAACAGAGAGCGAUGCAUCUAUCAACUGCCAUGGAAACAUAUCUUGGAGUACGCGACAAGUGUAGGUGCAACCGAAAAUGAAAUGAUGGACAUUUUGAGAACCAACAAAAUCAAAGUGGAGGGUGAUUUUAUAAUUUUACCCGAGUACGAUGAGGAUGAUUGUGAGGAGGGCAAUGCAUACGAUAUGCCAGACUUCAAUUUGGAUGCAGCUACUCGAAGUGAUGAUGAAUUAUCGCAAUUGGCGUCUGGAUUUCAGCUCAACACUAGCAAUAAUAGUUAUGAGUCAGAAGAAAACUGGGACUAGUUUUAUUCCUUCAUUUCAUUAGAUGUAGAAAGGUUCAAAGUUGAACUACAUUUUGAAUUCCUUAUUUAUUUGCUUGAUGUGUAUUUUCUAUUAUAGAGAACUCAGUUUAGUUUUUAAUUUUUAUUUUCCAUUUAUACUAAUUAGCCGAUAAUAAUUCCAUGCUCAUUUAAUGCACAAAUAUGUACAUAUAUGCUAAACUAAUGCAUUAAUUAAUUUUAUGAAAACCAUACAUACGAGGGUUGCUUUUUAUAUUUCGGGAUUGGACAACCCUUGUGUUGUAAUCUGCCAACUGACAGCUCUAUUGUAAAGCUUGACAUUUUUGAGGUUAUAUGUACUCAGAACGUUUUGACAUACGAGCGCUAAUUGUGUGGUUUACAGUAACUUAAAAAAUUCAUCUUGCCCAAAAAAAGGAAUUAAAUCGUUAAAAUUUUCGUGCGAUUAUUUUUUAAAACAUUCGACGAGGAUUAACUCAACAACAGUAAAUCGAUGAACUUAAUUCAAUUUUUGGCGAUGAAGCUCCAUCAAAGACCAGUGUUUAUCGAUGGUAUGGUGAAUUCAACCGAGGUCGUAGUUCACACCAAGAAGAAUUUCGUGAUGUUCCAAAAACGAUUGAAGCUGUGCGUCAACUGAUAUUGCAAGAUCGUCAUGUGACUUAUGGUGAGAUUGAGACUACCUUAGGCAUUAGUAGGACCAGCAUACAUUCAACAUUGAAUGAACAUUUGACCGUUAAAAAAAUCGCUCAAUCGCUCAAAAAAAGGCUCAUGUUGAUUGGUCGAAGGAAAAUCACCAAAAAUACGAUCGCGGUGCUUCGAAACACGUCUAUGACAUCGUGACAGGAUUUAGGCGUAUUAGCCCAAAAGUAAACAGCUGUCGACUGUAUGGGUGUUUCAAGAUGAGCCAAAUCCAACAAAAGUUGUUUGUGCAUGAAGCACUUCCAAGCAAAUGAUCGCCUGUUUUUUUCGGAAAAACUGGACAUGUCGCAAUCGUAUCACUAGAACAACACAGAACAGUCACUUCUGAGUGGUACACAACCAUUUAUUUGCCAGUUGGCUUCCAUAAAAUCAGGAAAACCAACCGCCGAAAACGAAUCACUCUUCCAAGAAAUCGGGACAUAUAUAUCGGCUCAACUCUUGAUGAGUCAUCCACCGUAUAGUCCUUACUUGGCACUGAAUGACUUCUUUUUAUUCCCGUACGUAAAAAAUAAAAUGAGAGGUCUAAGUUUUUCGACACCUGGGUUGGGGUUGGGUUUCGAAGGGGUUGAUGCGUUCGGAAUGCAUGUUUUUGGGAUACCUCAAUAAGAGUGGCAAAAGUGCUUCAACAAUUGGUUCAAACGCAUGCCAAAAUGUGUAGAUCUUAAUGGGGAAUAUUUUGAAAAAGAAUAAAGCGAUUUUCGAUGUUUAAUCCCGAAAUAUAGAAGGCACCCCUCGUAAUAAGAAAUCAUUUUUUAGUUUCUAUAAACCUUCGCACAAGGUUUUGCUUCAUAGCGAACGAAUCGCCAGACAAAUAUGAUUCCUAUUAGUGAUAUAAUAAAAAUAGCUUGAUUGGCCUAUUGUCAACAAGAGGUUCAUGAAUAAAAAAUAUAAUAAUCAUAAAGAUUUGUUUAGUCACCAUCAAAA